CUCAGCAUCGAGAGCAAGCAUGAGGUAACCAUCCUCAGCGGACUCAAUGAGUUUGUGGUCAAGUUCUACGGCCCACAAGGAAGUAAGUAUUUUCAUAAACAUCCUAAUGAUUUUCACUGGCUUCUCAAUGGGCUCAUUGUGUCCAUGCAAAGAUCUGUAUGGCAUUAUCUGCUGUAAGGAUGCAAUCUUCCUCCCAGUGUGUGUGCAGGCGGUUGUGUGUGCAGGUCUGUGUGUGUUUCUAAUCAAAUGUUGUUGUUUUUUAGCACCAUAUGAAGGAGGUGUAUGGAAGGUGCGAGUAGACCUACCAGACAAAUACCCCUUCAAGUCUCCAUCUAUAGGUACAGUAUCAAAAUGCAUCUGUCACAACACUCUCUAUGUAAUAUACACUAAUAACAUAACUGGUGAAAGCAUUGUGGAAAUUACAAUAACACUUUUUCCAACCACAGGUUUUCUAUGAAGACUAACUUUAUUUUUCUCCUCACAGGAUUCAUUAAUAAAAUCUUUCAUCCCAACAUUGAUGAAGCGUAAGUUCAUUUUGAUGAUAUCGUUUUAGUCGUUAGCAACUAAUGUACAGUAUGUUGAUGUUUAGACCUGGACAAUCUUAUCAGUUAUACAUAAUGUUUGUUUGAUGUUAUAUCACAAAAUGCUGCUCACAAUUUAGUUUAUUUUCUGCUCUCUCAUCUCCCCUUUCCUUCAGGUCAGGGACGGUGUGUCUAGAUGUCAUCAACCAGACGUGGACAGCCCUGUACGGUGAGUAAAGGUUCCACAUUUAUUUCAAAAUGGACACAAUGGACAUGCUACCACUUCAGUUUGAAAACGUUUGAAACUCACUGAAUGGUUUGUUCCAUGACAUUGGUACAUGCUGUACCUUUUCUCUAUGACCAUGUCUGGGCUGUUGGCUGCUGUGAGGAGCUGACAUAAGAGUGACCGACUGGGAAAACAGGUCUACAAUGUCUCUAUCAACUUAAGUAUCUCUCAACUUAGUGUUUAUAAGGCUUUUAUAUGGCUGGCCUUGUGAAUAGCUGAGCAUGAUUGCCAUACAGAAGUUCCUAUCAUUGAAAACCGUACUAGCAAUUUACCUUGUUACUGUGAUUUGUACUCUUGUUCCAACGUUUAGGAACACUGUGUCAGUGGGACAUACCCGACAUGGCAUUAUAAUAUGUUUUUUUUAAUCACCCUUUCUGGUUUGAGUUGUUGGCCCAUUCACUGCUUGAAGCAGAUAGGCUAUUGUAUUGAUGGUGAGAGCUGAACAGAGACCUAGUGGCCGUUUGUCAUCAUGACAGGACUGGAUAUGAAAUGCAAAACUGCGAGGCCUACUAACCUCCGAAUGAAAUACUUGUGAUGUGUUUUUUUUUUUUUGCAGUUCAACUUGUACUGUUCUACUAAUUGUGCAAUUAGUACAGCUCAUUGAGUGUUUGCCUUGAGUCGAAAGUUGCACAUUAGCACCUCUUUACCCUCCAUAAUGUAAAACACUGGUCGUCCCUCCUCCCCUUGCAGACCUGACCAACAUAUUUGAGUCAUUCCUGCCCCAGCUGCUGGCCUACCCCAACCCCAUCGACCCUCUCAACGGAGACGCUGCCGCCAUGUACCUUCACCGGCCAGAGGACUACAAACACAAGAUCAAAGGUGAUGCACACACAUAUACACACUGUACAUGCGUACUGUACAUACACACACACACAAUAGACUGUCUGACUCUUUUCCUGCUCUCUGUUCCAGAGUAUCUCCAAAAGUAUGCGACAGAGGAGGCUCUAAAGGAGCAGGAGGAGGGAGGUGACUCCUCAUCUGAGAGUUCCAUGUCUGACUUCUCUGAGGAUGAGGCUCAGGACAUGGAGUUGUAG
This is a messenger RNA of Coregonus sp. 'balchen', 1841 nucleotides long. The record is from the annotation of a GenBank genome assembly. Lineage: Eukaryota; Metazoa; Chordata; Actinopteri; Salmoniformes; Salmonidae.